GAAUCUGAGUAUGUUUCUGCUCAUCUUCAUGAAUGGAUAGAUUUGAUUUUUGGCUACAAGCAGAGGGGACCAGCUGCAGUGGAGGCGCUCAAUGUGUUCUAUUAUUGUACUUAUGAAGGGGCUGUGGAUUUGGAUGCUUUAACAGAUGAGAAAGAAAGGAAAGCUUUAGAAGGAAUGAUAAACAAUUUUGGGCAAACUCCCUGUCAGCUGUUAAAGGAGCCCCAUCCACAAAGAUUAUCAGCAGAAGAGGUAGUGCAAAGACUAACUAAAAGUGAUACCUCUACUCUGAAUCUCUUCCAACACCUCACUGAGCUGAAGUCAUUCUUCAUAGAGGGAAUCAGUGAUGGUGUGCCAAUUGUCAAAGCUGUUGUCCCUAGGAACCAGUCACGUUCCUUUAUUUCUCAGGGAAGCCCAGAGAUCUUGGUAACAACAAGUCUGAACUGCGUUAUUGGAACUCAUGGUUGGCUACCUUACGAUAAAAAUAUCUCCAACUAUUUUACAUUCAUUAGAGAUACCACAGUGACAAAUCCCAAAACACAACGCAACAUGAGUGGUCCUUUUGCACCAGGGCUGGAGAUCACCUCUAAGUUGUUUGUGGUAUCCCAUGAUGCAAAACUGCUCUUUAGUGGAGGACACUGGGACAACAGCAUCAGAGUGACAUCUCUUACAAAAGGCAAGCUGAUUGGACAGCACAUCAGGCACAUGGAUAUUGUGACCUGCUUGGCAAUAGACUACUGUGGAAUUCAUUUAAUUUCAGGCUCCAGAGAUACUACCUGUAUGAUAUGGCAAAUAGUUCAGCAGGGAGGAGUGCCUGUAGGCCUGGUACCUAAGCCAUUACAGAUCCUUUAUGGGCAUACUGAUGAAGUUUCGAGUGUUGGCAUCAGCACUGAACUGGAUAUGGCAGUGUCAGGAUCCAGGGAUGGGACUGUUAUUGUCCGCACUAUUCGGAAAGGUCAGUAUGUGAGGACUUUGCGACCACCUUGUGAGAGUUCUCUCCUGCUGACUGUUCCCAAUCUGGCUGUGUCCUGGGAAGGCCAUAUAGUUGUCCACACCAGCAUAGAAGGAAAGACUACUCUUAAGGAUAAGAAUGCAUUACAUCUCUAUUCUGUCAAUGGAAAAUAUCUGGGUUCUGAGACUCUGAAGGAGGAAGUGUCAGAUAUGUGUGUGACUGGCGAGUAUAUCGUGAUGGGCAGCUUACAGGGAUUUCUUUCCAUUCGGGAUCUCUACAGCCUGAGUCUGAGCAUCUCCCCCUUAGCUAUGCGACGGCCAAUUCAUUGCAUUUCUGUCACCAAAGAGUAUAGCCACAUCCUUGUUGGCUUGGAGGAUGGCAAGUUGAUUAUCGUUGGUGUUGGCAAGCCAGCAGAGAUGCGCUCAGGUCAGCUUUCUCGAAAGCUGUGGGGAUCAAGCAAACGGCUCAGCCAGAUUUCAUCAGGAGAGACUGAAUAUAACACUCAAGAUUCCAAGUGA
Messenger RNA from Pterocles gutturalis (yellow-throated sandgrouse), 1467 nucleotides. Its product is annotated as neurobeachin-like protein 1. Lineage: Eukaryota; Metazoa; Chordata; Aves; Pterocliformes; Pteroclidae. The annotation marks the transcript as partial. Gene Ontology annotation, biological process: intracellular protein localization. The record is from RefSeq and is a predicted model, not a curated record. The transcript has 12 exons. Gene Ontology annotation, cellular component: membrane; cytosol. Gene Ontology annotation, molecular function: protein kinase binding.